Molecule: messenger RNA, 2793 nt
Organism: Australozyma saopauloensis
Lineage: Eukaryota; Fungi; Ascomycota; Pichiomycetes; Serinales; Metschnikowiaceae
Gene: PMR1
Product: Ca(2+)/Mn(2+)-transporting P-type ATPase
Exons: 1
Coding region: 1-2793 (930 amino acids)
Biological process (GO): intracellular calcium ion homeostasis; calcium ion transmembrane transport; manganese ion transport
Cellular component (GO): Golgi membrane; endoplasmic reticulum; plasma membrane
Molecular function (GO): ATP hydrolysis activity; ATP binding; P-type calcium transporter activity
Source: RefSeq, a predicted model, not a curated record
AUGAGCAGCCCUCCAUUCGACAAAGAAAAGCUUCCGUCCAGCCGCUCCGGGACACCCUCCGUCCACUUCUCACAGCGCUCGGUUGAAGACACCCUAUCGGAACUCCAGACCGAUCUUCAGGCUGGUUUGUGCAACAACCAAGACGUGGUCCACCGUAGGCUGGUCCACGGAAUCAACGAGUUGAGUUCCGAGGAGGAGGAGUCCUUGGUGAUGAAAUUCAUCUCGUCUUUUUAUUCGGACCCGUUGAUUCUUUUGUUAAUAGGCUCGGCCGUAAUUAGUUUCUGGAUGGGCAAUGUAGACGAUGCUGUAUCCAUCACCUUGGCCAUCACCAUUGUAGUGACCGUGGGGUUUGUGCAAGAGUACCGUUCCGAGCAGAGUUUGCAGGCGCUCAACAAGUUGGUGCCGGCGGUGGCCAAGUUGACUAGAAACGGCAACACGUCCAGUGUGUUGGCCUCUGCGUUGGUUCCUGGUGACUUGGUGCACUUCACUCAGGGCGACAGAAUCCCUGCGGAUGUGCGUUUAACGGAGGCUGUCCACUUGACUAUCGACGAGUCGAACUUGACUGGCGAAAACCGCCCGGUGAAGAAGCAGGUGGAGGCUGUGCCUUACCACCCACAGCAGUCGUACAAAGACUUGCCCGUCACAGAGCGUAGCUCCGUUGCAUUUAUGGGAACACUCGUCAGGGAUGGCCACGGUGCUGGAAUUGUCGUCGGAACCGGUGCCAAAACAGAGUUUGGUGUAGUCUUUGAGAUGAUGUCCGAGAUUGAAAAGCCCAAGACGCCGCUACAGCAAGCCAUGGACAAGUUGGGUAAAGACCUUUCUGUGUUCAGUUUCAUUGUCAUUGGUCUUAUCUGUUUGUUGGGUAUCAUCCAGGGCCGCAAAUGGCUCGACAUGUUCCAGAUCUCGGUUUCGCUUGCUGUGGCUGCCAUCCCAGAGGGUUUGCCUAUCAUUGUCACUGUCACUUUGGCACUCGGUGUCUUGAGAAUGGCAAAGAGAAAAGCUAUUGUUCGUCGUUUGCCUAGUGUUGAGACUCUUGGUAGUGUGAAUGUUAUUUGCUCAGACAAGACAGGUACUUUGACCCAGAACAAAAUGACUGUUACCAAGAUUUGGACUUUUGACUUCAAGAACUCCAGCUCGGACACCUCUCCAUUUUUGCUCGUGGAUAAGCUCGAUAGCGCCAACUUGCACCGCAGUAUCACUCCAAACAUCUCUAGUGUGUUAGAAACUGGCUCCAUUUGUAACAAUGCCAAAUACUCCCAGGAAAAUGACAAGUUUGUUGGAAAUCCCUCCGACAUCGCUAUUGUCGAAUGCUUGCCUCACUUCGGAAUCGACGAUGCUCGUGCUACCAAACUGAGACUCUAUGAGUUGCCCUUUUCAUCUCAGAGAAAAUUCAUGGCUGUUUGCUCUCAUGCUGGAGACACAAGCAGAUGCGAAACUCACGUCAAAGGUGCGACUGAGGCUAUUUUAAGAUUGUGUACCAAGUAUGCUGACGAGAAUGGUAUUGUCAAGCCAAUGACUGCUGAGGUCAGCGACUACAUUUACAAGACCUCGGUGACUCUUGCUGAAGACGGUUUGCGUGUUUUGGCCUUUGCCAAAAACCACCAAAGAUAUUAUGAUGAGUCUGGUCUGUCGACUCUUUUGCCCUCUGACCUUAUCUUUUAUGGACUCAUUGGCAUGAAGGAUCCUCCUAGACCAAAUGUCGGUAGCUCUAUUGCCAUGUUGAUGCGUGGUGGUGUUCACGUUAUCAUGAUCACUGGAGAUGCACCAUCUACCGCUGCUAACAUUGCCAAACAAAUCGGUAUUCCUUGUAACAAUCCUGGUUCCAUCAUGACCGGUGAUCAGCUCGAAAGCUUGAACGAAGAUAGUUUGAGCAGUGCUAUUCUGAAUGUAUCUGUCUUUGCAAGAACUUCUCCGGAACACAAAGUUGCCAUUGUGAAGGCUUUGCAGAGAAGAGGCGAUGUCGUUGCUAUGACAGGUGAUGGUGUCAACGACGCUCCUGCUUUGAAAUUGGCUGAUAUUGGUAUUGCCAUGGGUAAGACCGGAACUGACGUCGCAAAGGAAGCCGCGGAUAUGGUCCUUACUGAUGACGACUUCUCUACUAUAUUGUGUGCCAUUGAGGAAGGAAAGGGUAUUUUCUACAACAUUCAGAAUUUCAUUACCUUUCAAUUAUCCACCUCCAUUGCAGCUUUGUCGCUUAUUGCCAUGGCCACUUUCUUCGGCUUGCCCAACCCAUUGAACGCUAUGCAGAUUUUGUGGAUCAAUAUACUCAUGGAUGGCCCACCAGCCCAAUCCUUGGGUGUUGAACCAGUUGACCAUGAGGUCAUGAACAAGCCUCCUAGAAAGAGAAGUGACAAGAUUUUGACCCAGAAUAUCUUGAGGAGAGUUGGUCAAAGCGCCAUUAUGAUCAUCAUUGGAACCUUGUACGUUUUCAUCAAGGAGAUGAGUAUUGAUGGCGAGAUCACUGCAAGAGACACUACCAUGACUUUUACCUGUUUCGUUUUGUAUGACAUGUUCAAUGCCUUGGCAUGUCGCCACUACUCCAAAUCGAUCUUCGAGUUGGGUCUCAACAAUAAAAUGUUCAACUUCGCUGUUGCCGGAUCGCUUAUAGGCCAGCUUUGUGCCAUCUACGUCCCAUUUUUCCAAGCUGUGUUCCAAACAGAAGCCCUUCUGUUCCGCGAUUUGGUUGGUUUGACGAUGAUUACAAGCACGGUCUUUAUUGGAGAUGAAAUCAGAAAGUAUCUUUUGAAGAGAAACAACACGACGGUGAACGGAUACAACUACGGAAUGGUUUGA